CAUUAUAAGGUCUAGUUUUAGCUGGGAUGAAGCCAAUCAUGGAGGUAAAGAGUACCAGAAGAUAUUGUAUGGAAGCUGGAAAACAGAAAACCAUACAGAAAUCCACAAAGAACUAUAAGAAGCACUUGGUUAGAGUCCUGGACCAGGCACAGCAGACAACAAGCCAACAGCUUUGGGCCCUUGAUGUCUUGACCAGAGAAGUUGCCCAUGCUGAUAGUUUCCCCUUGGUAGCAGCAGAAGCCGCACGACUCUCCCAUUACAAACCCCGAAGAGCCAUCACCAGCCCUGAGAUCUGCUCAGCACUGAGGGCACUAGAACGAGUCAAGAUGGUAACCCAAGGAUAGUCCAAGCUGGAGGCUGAUCUA
Hyla sarda is the source of this 365-nucleotide messenger RNA. Its product is annotated as histone H2B-like. NCBI's taxonomy places the organism in Eukaryota, Metazoa, Chordata, Amphibia, Anura, Hylidae. The coding region runs from base 27 to 344 and encodes 105 amino acids. The transcript has 2 exons. Gene Ontology annotation, molecular function: protein heterodimerization activity. The record is from RefSeq and is a predicted model, not a curated record.